AUGCACGUCGACCAAGACUCGACUAAGACACGUCCAACACGUCGCGCGGGGACCUAUCCACAUCACAAUACCAUGACUGAGUCAAAUUCAGUGCUUCUUGAAGCUGCGUUGGAUAACUCUGAGUUCUUUGAAGCCCCGCAACGUGCUACUACGAGGCGGUUUAGUUGGGCCACCAAGUAUGGCCACUACAAUGUGCACUAUCACCUCACCCGAAAGCUACAAAACCCUAGAGCACUGCUGCCAUCUUUCAUCCGCAAUACCCUGCUCCAUACACCUGGGCUUUUCAAUUCCCUCCAGCCCUGCAUAUCCGAAGCAGAAUGUUCAACGUUGCCUCACGUCUUCUACUCGUGUUCGCCAUUUGAUGCAACGGCAUUCCUGCAGUGUUGGAUAAUCACCAAGGGAAAGCCUUGGCGAUUCGGCUCGGACAACGUGCCACAGAUUCGCGACGGCCAACCAUCCUUGUGCAUCUCCCCCUUCAUGCAAGAAGAGGACCCACCACCGUCCUCUGUCAAACACUCAUCACCACCAUCCACUUGCGAGGCUAUGGUCGUCAACCAUCCAACCAUCCAGCAGCCGCAGACCAAUCGGCGCUCCAACCACCCGAGUUCACCGACCUUCUUCAGCGCCAAUCACCACAACUUUUCACCACCUCCCACAAGGCGCAUCAUCGACCAGACAACAGACGACUCACAUGUCCCUCGAUCAGGCGAAUUACCCCCUUCCGCUACCUUUGGUGCGACGACUAAUCAUACCCCGAAUGGGGAACAACUACUUGCGUUGGCUGCAAGUAGAGUGGCGGGGGUGGAGCCUGAGGAUAAGGAGGCUUUGGCAACUCACCAGCCGAAGAACGGACCGUGGUUAGAAGUGAAAGCGAGUAAACGACGGACCAAAGUUUUGAUAGGCGUCUUGGGUACGAUCUUUACCAUUGGUUUGGUGGUGGUUCUUGCUGUUUAUUUUGCGGUGGUGAGGAAGGAGGAUAACGUUGAGGGGAGUGCUGGUUGUCGGGUGGAUCGCCGAUUGGGACUGGGCUUCUGCAACGAUCUCGAUUUCGGAAAUGGAUCCGGAAAGAUCCACAAUGGUCAACAUGAAGCCUGUUCGACAUCCAGCGGAGCAUGUCCUUCGGCCCAACUUUGGAUGCGGAUUGUCAAGCUCAAGAUCGACUCUAUGCGCCUUCAUUCAGAGUCCGCGCCCCAGUCGGCUUCUUGGGGGGUACCCUGGGUUUCCUCCGCUGUUGUCGUCUCCUGCCGUUUCCGCGCAUACGUUUCGGAGUAUCAAUCCCGAACAGCUUCUCAAAAACUUCAUAUACGCCGCAACUACAAUGACCCGGAGUACGGGUUGUCCUAUUCUUUCGGAUGA
This is a messenger RNA of Laccaria bicolor S238N-H82, 1356 nucleotides long. RefSeq lists its product as uncharacterized. The record is from RefSeq and is a predicted model, not a curated record. The transcript has 6 exons. Bases 1 to 1356 code for a protein of 451 amino acids. Lineage: Eukaryota; Fungi; Basidiomycota; Agaricomycetes; Agaricales; Hydnangiaceae.